This is a messenger RNA of Sphenostylis stenocarpa, 2364 nucleotides long. The record is from the annotation of a GenBank genome assembly. Lineage: Eukaryota; Viridiplantae; Streptophyta; Magnoliopsida; Fabales; Fabaceae.
AUGGCUUUGGCAUCAUCACCAUCCCUCUCCAAACUCUCUCUAGUGUUGCUCUUCUUCCUGUCACUUUCUUCUUCUCAUCCCUCCCAUGACCCUACCUACCCACCACAAUCACAUGCAGAAAGGCUCGUCAGAAGCCUUAACCUAUAUCCGAAGGACUCAGUUAACAUUAUAGAAAGUGACCAUGCUGGUCAUGGUUUUGUCCCUGGUGAGAUCGUGGAGAAGAAGUUUUCGUUUCUUGGUGAUUCUGGGCCUUCUGUUGAAGACCUUGGUCACCAUGCAGGCUACUAUUCCCUUCCUCAUUCCAUAUCUGCAAGGAUGUUCUACUUUUUCUUUGAAUCACGGAUCAGCAAGGAUGAUCCUGUUGUGAUAUGGUUGACUGGAGGACCAGGGUGUGGAAGUGAAAUAGCUUUGUUUUAUGAGAAUGGUCCUUUUCAUAUUGCCAAUAACAUGUCUCUUACAUGGAAUGAUUACGGCUGGGAUCAGGCAUCAAAUAUAAUAUUUGUUGACCAACCUACGGGAACAGGUUUUAGUUACUCUUCUAAUGAUACUGACAUUCGUCAGGAUGAAGCCGGGGUUAGCAAUGAUUUAUAUGAUUUCUUGCAGGAGUUUUUCAAGGCACAUCUUGAUUUCAUUAGCAAUGACUUUUACAUUUUUGGUGAAUCAUAUGCUGGACACUACGUUCCUGCACUUGCAUCCCGGGUUAACCAAGGAAAUAAACAAAAUCAAGGACUUCAUAUAAACCUCAAGGGUUUUGCUAUUGGUAAUGGGUUAACAAACCCUGCAAUUCAAUACCAAGCAUACCCAGAUUUUGCAUUAGACAAGGGAGUAAUUACUAAGACUGAGUAUGAAACUCAAGGCGGAGAAAGUUGUGCCGAUGCGUUAGAUAUUUGUGAAAACAUUUUGUAUCGUAUCCUUGUCUUUACUGACAACAUUAACUACUAUGACAUCAGAAAGAAAUGUGAGGGAUAUUUGUGCUACAACUUCACAAACGUGGAAAAGUUGUUAAAUGAGCAGAAAGUGAAGCGUGCUUUAGGUGUGAGGGAUGACUUGGAGUAUGAUUUAUGCAGUUUAAAAGUUCAUGCGGCUAUGAUGCAAGACUGGAUGAGAAACCUGGAAGUGGGGAUUCCUGCUCUUCUUGAGGAUGGAAUCAAGUUGCUAGUGUAUGCUGGGGAAGAAGAUCUCAUAUGCAAUUGGCUUGGGAAUUCAAGGUGGGUACAAGCCAUGCAGUGGUCAGGCCAAAAGGGAUUUGAGAUAUCUCCUACAGUGAAAUUUGUGGUUGAUGGUGCAGAAGCAGGUUCUCUUAAUAGCUAUGGACCUCUCACUUUUCUCAAGGUGCAUGGGGCAGGGCACAUGGUCCCUAUGGAUCAACCAAAAGUUGCACUUCAGAUGUUGACAAGCUGGACAGGAGGGAAACUAAAUGCAUCCUCUUCUGCAAGUUGUGAUCUUAUGGAGCCUGACAGGUUAAAUUCCCCAACGACAUUUGAGAUGCCAUUGGAAGUUUUGGGCCACGAGUUGCAGUUUUCUCAGGAUCCCAAUUCCAAGCACUUGGGGACUACAGUAUGGGAUGCAUCACUUGUGUUUGCCAAGUUUCUUGAACGGAAUUGUAGAAGGGGGAGAUUUUCCCCAGCUAAACUUAAAGGAAAACGUGUAAUUGAACUAGGAGCUGGCUGUGGUGUUUCUGGUUUUGGAAUGGCUUUGCUGGGAUGUAAUGUUAUAGUGACUGACCAAAAGGAGGUUUUGCCAUUGUUAGGGAGAAAUGUUGAGCGUAAUAUUUCAAGGGUCAUGCAAAAGAAUCCUGAGUCAUUUGGUUCAAUCAAGGUUGCUGAACUUCAGUGGGGAGACGAGAGUCACAUUAAGGCUGUGGGUCCUCCUUUUGACUACAUAAUCGGCACUGAUGUUGUGUAUGUAGAGCAUCUACUGGAACCUCUAUUACAGACAAUACUUUCUUUAUCUGGACAUAGGACUACAAUUUUGUUGGGCUAUGAGAUCCGCUCUACAAGUGUCCAUGACAAGAUGCUUCAGAUGUGGAAAAGAUACUUUGACGUGAAGACUGUCUCGAAGUCCAAGAUGGAUGAGACAUUUCAACAUCCAAGUAUUGAACUCUUCAUUAUGGGAUUUAAACAUUCAGCAGAGUGCACAGAGAACUCAGGUGAGACAACUGUUGAAAAAGUUGAUGUGGAAACUGUUGUGGAUGAUAAAAGCAGUGAGGGAAGCGUUGUAGCAGAAGAAGGAACUGGUCUCGUUGAAGAAAACGUUGAGGAUCACGAUAAGUCAAUCUCGCAAAAUGCUAAGCUUAGUGAAUGGGAAGCCAGAAGGUAUGGAGCAAUGGCUGCAAGGAUUUUGCGAGAUAUAAAAAUAUCUUGA